GGCGUGGUGACGUAGGGUGGUGUGCGCGUGACGUUGCGGCGGCUUUCGUCCUGCUCCCGGUCUCGUCCUCGCCGCCCCUCGACCCGUUCCGGCCUGCGCCCGCCACCCGCUGCCGCUAUGGCGAACGUGGCCGACACGAAGCUCUACGACAUUCUGGGGGUGCCUCCCGGGGCCUCCGACAACGAGCUCAAAAAGGCAUACAGAAAGCUGGCUAAGGAAUACCAUCCUGAUAAGAAUCCAAAUGCAGGGGACAAAUUCAAAGAAAUAAGCUUUGCCUAUGAAGUAUUGUCAAAUCCAGAGAAACGUGAGUUAUAUGAUAGAUAUGGAGAACAGGGUCUUCGAGAAGGUAGCGGUGGAAGCAGUGGAAUGGACGAUAUUUUCUCCCAUAUUUUUGGUGGUGGAUUGUUCAAUUUCAUGGGUGGUCAGAGUAGAAGUCGUAAUGGUAGAAGAAGAGGAGAAGAUAUGAUGCAUCCACUCAAAGUCUCUUUAGAAGAUCUAUAUAAUGGAAAGACAACUAAACUACAACUUAGCAAGAAUGUCCUUUGUAGUGCAUGUAAUGGGCAGGGAGGGAAGGCUGGAGCUGUUCAGAAAUGUAAUGCUUGCCGGGGUAGAGGUGUACGUAUCAUGAUCAGACAGCUGGCUCCUGGAAUGGUUCAGCAGAUGCAGUCUGUAUGCUCUGACUGCAAUGGAGAAGGUGAAGUAAUUAAUGAAAAAGACCGCUGUAAAAAAUGUGAAGGGAAGAAGGUGAUCAAAGAGGUUAAAAUACUUGAAGUCCAUGUAGACAAAGGCAUGAAACAUGGGCAAAGAAUUACAUUCAGUGGAGAAGCAGAUCAGGCUCCAGGUGUGGAACCAGGUGAUAUUGUCCUCUUACUCCAAGAAAAGGAGAAUGAGGUGUUCCAGCGGGAUGGGAAUGACUUGCAUAUGACGCACAAGAUUGGACUUGUUGAAGCACUGUGUGGAUUUCAGUUCACAUUUAAGCACCUUGAUGGACGUCAAAUUGUGGUUAAAUAUCCUCCUGGAAAAGUAAUUGAACCAGGUUGUGUUCGUGUAGUCAGAGGUGAAGGAAUGCCACAGUAUCGCAAUCCUUUUGAGAAGGGGGAUCUUUACAUUAAAUUUGAUGUUCAGUUUCCUGAAAAUAACUGGAUUAGCCCAGAAAAGCUUUCAGAACUUGAAGACCUUCUGCCAGCUAGACCAGAAUUUCCCAAUGUAAUUGGUGAUGCAGAAGAGGUAGAUCUUCAGGAAUUUGAUACCACUCGUGGUUCAGGUGGUGGCCAGAGACGUGAAGCUUAUAACGAUAGUUCUGAUGAAGAAAGCAGCCAUCAUGGACCUGGGGUACAGUGUGCCCAUCAGUAAACAUUUGUCUAAAAAGUUGCACAAGGAUUUUCUUUCAAAUUUUGCCUGACUUGUUUUCAACAAUCCAGCUGGAUUGUAUAAGUAAUCCAGAUGAACCAAUGGACAUUUAUUGCUGUAUGUGUAACUUUUAAAUUGGUCUAUAGUAUCUACAGAGUGUAAUUUAAACUAACCACAAGCUUACAUCUUCAUUUUGACUGUGUAGCAGAAUAAAGCACUUGAAAGGAAGACAAGACUCCUUUUCACAUGGGUUUUAAGUUUGUCCUCGUACCUGUGCUUGAUUUUUACCAGUUUUGUGUAGAUUUUAAGUUUCAUAUUUUAAAUUCAAAUUCUACAUUGUAAAGUUUGUGUACAAUUUGUCCUGAGGCUUGGUAUUUGGCUGCACCUGCAUAAGCUGCUACAAGUAGAAUAAAGAAUUUCAUAGCCUGUAUCUAUCAUCUAGAUGCAUGGUAAAUGGGCUUUGCACAUAAAGGGUUUAGAGCUGACUGGGAACAAUGGGAGGCUAAAUUAGAAGUGGUUGUAAGUUUUUUCUACCAUCUUGUGAACGGUUUCUGAAAUUAAAUAAAAGCAGUUGGUGUAUAAUA
Grus americana (Whooping crane) is the source of this 1934-nucleotide messenger RNA. RefSeq names its product DnaJ heat shock protein family (Hsp40) member A2 (gene DNAJA2). Gene Ontology annotation, molecular function: ATP binding; Hsp70 protein binding. Gene Ontology annotation, cellular component: cytosol; cytoplasm. Gene Ontology annotation, biological process: protein refolding; response to heat. The record is from RefSeq and is a predicted model, not a curated record. NCBI's taxonomy places the organism in Eukaryota, Metazoa, Chordata, Aves, Gruiformes, Gruidae. The coding region runs from base 118 to 1353 and encodes 411 amino acids. The transcript is spliced from 9 exons.